Penicillium malachiteum is the source of this 1110-nucleotide messenger RNA. RefSeq names its product protein MEMO1. NCBI's taxonomy places the organism in Eukaryota, Fungi, Ascomycota, Eurotiomycetes, Eurotiales, Aspergillaceae. The transcript has 3 exons. The record is from RefSeq and is a predicted model, not a curated record. Bases 1 to 1110 code for a protein of 369 amino acids.
AUGUCUGCUUCGUACAGAAGACCUAGCCAUGCUGGAUCUUGGUACUCCGAUAAUGCUCGAACCUUGACAAGAGGACUGGAUGGCUGGUUAGCACAAGUGCCAGAUACUCUUCCACAUGUGGGCUCACUCCCGGUGCCUGGCGCUCGAAUUAUCAUUGCACCACAUGCAGGCUACUCCUAUUCAGGGCCCUGCGCAGCCUACGCAUACAAAGCACUUGACCUGUCCAAGGCCAAGCGUAUCUUUAUUUUAGGUCCAUCUCACCACUGUCCGCUUUCAACACUGGCUCUUCCAAUAGUCAAGUCCUACUACACCCCACUCUCGGAUGACCCUCUUCCACUAGAUACAGAGCUGAUAGCCAGUCUGCAAAAGACAGAGGCAGUCAAGCCAAAUGGCUCCAAAGUCAAGUUCAUAAUGAUGGACCGGGCAACCGAUGAGGAUGAACACAGCAUCGAGAUGCAUCUCCCAUACAUCCACCGCCUCCUUCAGUUACAGUAUCCCGACACUCCGACGGCCCAAUACCCACCGCUAGUCCCGAUUAUGGUCGGGAGUACAUCGGCAUCAACUGAGCAAGCAUUUGGCGCUCUUCUAGCUCCAUAUUUGGCGGACCCAGAGAAUGCAUUCGUCAUUAGCUCUGACUUUUGCCAUUGGGGCCUCCGGUUCCGUUACACUUACUACGUCCCGCAAGCCCCAACGCCAGGCCCUGAUCUUCCUUUAUCCAGCGAAGAGCUUCCUCAGCCUGGAAGGGAGACAAGCGAGAUUGAGCAGGAUAUAGAAUCGGUGUCAGCGGGUCUGCAGCUGCAACGUGGAUAUCGCUCCUCGGGAACAGGGCCGGCUAUCCAUGAGAGUAUUUCGGCUUUUGAUCUUGCCACCAUCGCAGCUAUCACAACCGGAUCCGCAGCUGUGUUCUUGGAUGCUAUUGAGCGUACUGGAAAUACUGUCUGCGGUCGCCACCCGAUUGGGGUUAUCAUGGCUGCACUGGAAGCUGUGAUGGCAGACCGGCCGAAUGGAAAGCAAGGCCUCUUCCAUUUCCUGAGGUAUGAACGUAGCUCAGAUGCGGUGAGUGUCAGCGACAGCUCUGUGAGCUAUGUCUCGGCAUUUGCGGCACUCUGA